Messenger RNA from Asparagus officinalis (garden asparagus), 1527 nucleotides. Its product is annotated as GDSL esterase/lipase At5g55050-like. NCBI's taxonomy places the organism in Eukaryota, Viridiplantae, Streptophyta, Magnoliopsida, Asparagales, Asparagaceae. The record is from RefSeq and is a predicted model, not a curated record. The transcript is spliced from 6 exons. Gene Ontology annotation, molecular function: hydrolase activity, acting on ester bonds. The coding region runs from base 160 to 1227 and encodes 355 amino acids.
CAUCUCUCACGAUACGUCCAACACAUGUUUCUUGUGAAUUUCUCUAGACGACUCACAUAUUUUAACUUCAGUUGAAUGAGCCAUCUCCUUGUUAUCUUUGGUCCCGCCUCUUGUUUGGUUCACACUGUUGCAUGUACUAAUUAUUAGGAAACACCAAAAAUGAAUGAACUGGUGUACAUAUUUUGUUAUUGCAUCUUGUUUAUGACUCAAGUUAAGGCAAAGGUUCCCGCAAUCUACGUGUUUGGGGAUUCAUUGGCUGACGUAGGAAACAAUGACUACUUGGAGUUCUCAUUUCUGAAAGCUAAUUUUCCACACAAUGGUGUCGAUUAUCCUGGAGGAAAAGCGACGGGUCGCUUCAGCAACGGCAAGAAUUGCGCUGAUUUUCUCGCUGAGAGACUUGGCUUACCAUCUCCUCCCCCUUACCUAUCCAUACCGGCCAACUCGAACAUAACACAGGUGUUCCUCAAAGGUGUCAACUUCGCUUCUGGUGGGGCUGGAGUUUUGGACUCAACACGUGCCGAUCAAUGCCUCAAGUUAACCAAGCAAAUAGACUACUACUCAACAAUGUACACUGAUUUGGUUGAGAAAUUGGGGUUCAUACAAGCCCGAGAUCACAUAUCCAUGUCUAUCUUUGCCUUCAUUAUUGGAAGCAAUGAUAUACUAGAUUAUGUCAAGUCAAGCUCUAGCUAUCAGCUUAAUGUCACUGCUGAGCAGCUUGUUGGUUCGAUGAUUUCUUCACUUGAAGUGCAUUUAAAGAGGAUUUACAACCUUGGUGCUCGUAAAAUUAUCUUUGUGGGCACCGGACCGAUUGGUUGCUGCCCACAACAGAGAGAAAACAGCACUUCUGGUGAAUGCAGUGCCAGAACUAAUAGCAUCUCUGCUCAGUAUGAUAGCGGAGUUGCUUCGCUGCUUCACGAAAUGAAAUCAGAAUUCAAUGAUAUGAACUACUCUUUCUUCAACUCGUCAAGCACUCUUAUGGAAUACAUUGAAAGCCCAGAUGCUCAUGGGUUCACUGACGUUAAGGCUGCGUGUUGCGGAAUUGGCAAUCUCAAUGCUUUGAUUGCUUGUCUUCCAGUUUCUAGAUUGUGUGAAGAUAGAACUAGUUACGUAUUUUGGGAUUUAUAUCAUCCAACAGAGGCUACUGCUCGGUUGCUGACUGAAACUAUGUUCAGCGGUUCACGGCCUUAUGUGUUCCCCAUCAACGUAAAACAGCUGGGCGAUCUCUGAGAUGAGAAUGAACUUUGGAGGGCUUUUGGACGCUCUUGUCGAAGAAACUGUCAAAUUUCUCUGAUACUCAGCAGCACGUCUAAUGUUAAUGUUUCGACAUCAAUUUCAAAAGCAUUUGAGAUAACAAACAUGCUCGAUUAUACUGAAGGUUUGCCUUUUAAAUCUCUAUAGCGAUUAUCAGUUGUAAGGCAAAAUUUUCAAAUUGCUCGAAUAUUGGGUACCUUAAAUACGUUUUGACUAUCGUCAAAUUAAUCUCUAUAAUGAUGAGAAUGAAGAUUGUGGGAGAAACUGUCGAACAUC